GUCGUUCGUCGAAGUGUCGAGUUUCACGCCUGUUGCGCGCUUUCACGGCGCUUUCGUUUUUUCCGCGGGUCGCCAGACGAUGAGCCCGUCGUCCGCGUGGACUUGACAGUCUCGAGACGCGUGAUUGUUGGACGGGAGAGAGAGAGGGAGAGAAAAAAAGAAGUGACGCUGCAACAGGCUGUGUAUAUAUAUAUAUAUUUAAAAAAAAAAGGAUAACCUUCCGUGACGAGGUUAAAGUCCACCAGUCCAGUCGAAGUGCGACUCGCGACCCUCGCGACAUGCGAUCAUGUCUUAUGUAAUGAGUCACAUGUUUACAUAGUCCGGACGUCGUUGCGCGAUUUUAAAAUUCUCCGUGAAAGUCGACGAAAAUAUACUUGCGCAAACGACCUGCCGUCAAUCGUAUUUAUUCUGAGACACCAUGUCGCAAUACGAGGACAUUAUUAUGGAGGCCAAAGAGAAGGAGGAAAAUUUGCCGACGGACUUGAGUGGGAUGCGACGCCGUAUCCCAUGGAGCGAUCGUGUGUUGCUGAACAGCGAAAUUCCGGGUUUACACGAGGUGAAAGAGUUAUUGGAGGAUGACGAUGCGAGUUGCCUGGCGGAAGAGGAGGACGGGGUCGGGUGUCCGUUGCCCUCGACGCCGGAAGAUGAUCAUCUCCUGGACUGUGAGAUGACAGAGGUAUUAAAGGCAGGAGUAUUGAGCGACGAAAUCGAUCUAGGCGCGCUAGCACAUAAUGCAGCGGAGCAGGCUGAGGAAUUUGUUAGAAAGGUAUGGGAAGCGGGGUGGAAUCAGUGUCACUUUAGAAAUCUACCGAGAUGGUUGCAAGAUAACGAUUUCUUGCACGCUGGUCAUAGGCCGCCGUUACCCUCGUUUUAUGCAUGUUUUAAAAGCAUUUUUCGAAUUCACACAGAAACUGGCAAUAUCUGGACACAUUUAUUAGGCUGCGUUGCCUUUAUUGGUAUAGCUAUAUUUUUCCUAACACAGCCUCCUAUAGAAAUUCAAUUGGAGGAAAAAUUGGUAUUUGGUAUCUUCUUUGCCGGUGCUAUAAUUUGCCUAGGAAUGUCAUUUGCCUUUCACACAGUUCAUUGCCACAGCGAAUGUGUGGGAAAGCUGUUUUCGAAGCUAGAUUAUUGUGGCAUAGCUAUGCUUAUUAUGGGUAGUUUUGUACCAUGGCUUUAUUACGGAUUUUAUUGCGACUACCAACCUAAGCUAAUUUAUCUGUCUGUCGUGGUUGUCCUUGGAAUAACCAGUAUCGUAGUGUCAUUGUGGGAGCGUUUCGGCGAACCAAAUUAUCGUCCACUCAGAGCUGGAGUUUUUAUGGGUUUUGGACUUAGCGGGGUAAUACCAGCUGUACAUUAUGCCGUCGCCGAAGGUUGGUUCAAGGCGAUUAGCCAAGCAUCCCUCGGAUGGUUAAUACUAAUGGGAUGUUUGUACAUAUUAGGCGCGUUAUUUUAUGCUUUAAGAGUACCUGAACGUUUUUUCCCAGGAAAAUUCGACAUUUGGUUUCAGAGUCAUCAAAUCUUCCAUGUAUUAGUAAUCGCGGCUGCUUUCGUUCAUUAUCAUGGCAUUACGGAAAUGGCAAUGCAUCGAAUGACAAUAGGCGACUGCACAAAUCCGUCGCAGGUGUUGGCUUUUUAAAUCUGCGGGCACAUACCUUCAUCUUGUUGAUAACUUUCAUAUGUCAUUAAUAAUCUAAUAAAAAAAGAAAGACUACAAAGAUUCCUAAAUCUUACGCCAGCAUAUUUGUGCUGCUGGAAGAUACGGUAAACAUGUCAAAUAGGAUGGAUAUAUUUAAUUUCACUCAAAUUUAUGUUAGAAUAUAUUUUAGAAUGCGUUGCUUAUUUAAUUGAAUUUAUUUUAUUAACUUUGAAGCUAGUGAUUACUUUUUGAAGAUGUCUAUCUAAUUGUAAGCUGUUUGAGAGAUAUUGUUGAGAUUAUAUUUAAACUUCCUUUCGAUCAAUGCAGUUUGGAUAUACGUAUAUAUUGAUGAUAUGUGAUUGUGAUAUACUUCUUUACAUGGACGUAUCCAAGGGAGGGGGUUAAGAGAGUUCGAACUUCUCGAGAUUUUUAUUUAUUUUUUUAUCUUUAAUUAUAAAAUAUAACUACUUUUGACUAUGAGUAAAUUUUUUGUUCUCACAUAAAAUAUUAUUGUCUCUUCGUUACGAUUAUCCAAUUCAUUAAUGCAAAAAAUUCCUAUUUAUGCUACUGUUAUUAAUAAACUCUUCUUCCCCCCCCUCCCCGAAAAAAAAUUCUGGAUACGCUUUCAUGCUUCUUUACAAUUGAGCGAAUUAAACAUUAGUUAAAAAUCUUUUAUAUACAGAAAAUUUCAGUGCACGCUUAAUGAUGAAAUGAUGAAGUCAGUAUUCAAGCUGGAGUUCUCUGAAUUUCUCUGAAUGCGCGAGGUGUGAAAGUCUACAUAUCAUAUUGAAAGAUACACUCUAUCGAAUUCGGAUAUACUGUAAACGAAAACUGGAAUUCCGACAGAAGUAUACACAAUGUAAGCUUAAAUGGCCAUGUAAUACUUAUAUUCCGACAUUUUGGAAAUUGUCUUUGAAAAUUAUAUGAAUAUUUAUAUAUCUCUUUUUCCUUAUAA
Messenger RNA from Wasmannia auropunctata (little fire ant), 2591 nucleotides. RefSeq names its product adiponectin receptor protein (gene AdipoR). Gene Ontology annotation, biological process: adiponectin-activated signaling pathway. Gene Ontology annotation, cellular component: plasma membrane. Gene Ontology annotation, molecular function: signaling receptor activity. NCBI's taxonomy places the organism in Eukaryota, Metazoa, Arthropoda, Insecta, Hymenoptera, Formicidae. The record is from RefSeq and is a predicted model, not a curated record. The coding region runs from base 419 to 1636 and encodes 405 amino acids. The transcript is spliced from 7 exons.